Messenger RNA from Manacus vitellinus (golden-collared manakin), 1173 nucleotides. It is a transcript of the gene CZIB, whose product is annotated as CXXC motif containing zinc binding protein. Lineage: Eukaryota; Metazoa; Chordata; Aves; Passeriformes; Pipridae. Gene Ontology annotation, molecular function: zinc ion binding. The record is from RefSeq and is a predicted model, not a curated record. Bases 227 to 622 code for a protein of 131 amino acids. The transcript has 8 exons.
GGGCAAGCGCGGCUUCGCGUCGGCUUCAGCCCGGCAGGGAGCGCCGGGCGCGGCCGCCAUCUUGGCUGAGGGCACGGCCUCGGCGGGGCAGAGGGAGAAGAGAAUUCCACAAAAAUUCCACGGAGGAGCGGCCGGAGACCCGCGCGGCCAUGGGGAAGAUCGGGCUGCAGCUCCGCGCCACGCUGGAGAACAUCACCCGGCUGCGGGCCGAGGGCGAGGACUUCCGAUGCUGAAAUGUGCGAACUGCGGCGAAGUCUCUGAGAAGUGGCAGUACCUGCGGCUGAUGGACAGUGCUCCCCUGAAGGGCGGCCGAGGCAGCGCCACGAUGGUGCAGAAGUGCAAGCUGUGCUCCAGGGAGAACUCCAUCGAUAUUUUAAGUCAGACAAUCAAGCCUUACAAUGCUGAAGACAGUGAGAAAUUCAAGACAAUAGUGGAGUUUGAAUGCCGAGGUCUGGAACCGGUUGACUUUCAACCACAGGCAGGGUUUGCUGCUGAAGGUGCAGAAUCUGGCACACCUUUCAAUGACAUAAACCUGUUGGAAAAGGAUUGGAAUGACUAUGAUGAAAAAACAAAGGAAUCUGUUGGGAUCUAUGAAGUUACCCACAAAUUUGUAAAAUGCUGAAGUUCACAGCCCUAAUAAAUCUUGACAUGCUUAUUGAUGGAGGAGCUGUAUCCAUCAGAUACAAAGUUUCCUUGGAGUUCCUUUUUUUAUCUGGCUGCACUUCAGAAAUGGAAACCUAAGUUCAUAGAAUCAUUAAGGUUGGAAAAGACAUCCAAGAUCACCGAGUCUGACCUUUGGCCAACAUCACUAAAUUGUACUCACUGUCCCCAGCAUUCUCUAAUAAAAUAUUUUCCACAGAGCACUUGGAGAUGGCCUCAGUACAAACUGAAAAUAGUACAUACACCUGACUGAACUGUGCCAUUUUCUGAACACUUUUUUGAAAUAUAUACGGUUGUGGUGGACUGUAGCUUAACUACUGCACACAGUGACUGCUCAGACAACUUACAGCCCUAAAGGUUAUCAUGAAGAAAUGGCUAUGAGGAUUAGUAAGGUUUGUGUUAACUGUUCCAGGGAACAGCUACACCUUUAGUAGCUUUCUGCCACUUCAAGUAAAGACACUGAGCUGAGUGUACUGAGAACACUUACCAAGCUUGACUGCUGUUGACAUUUAC